This is a messenger RNA of Coregonus clupeaformis (lake whitefish), 2116 nucleotides long. Its product is annotated as isocitrate dehydrogenase [NADP] cytoplasmic. The coding region runs from base 131 to 1417 and encodes 428 amino acids. The transcript has 9 exons. NCBI's taxonomy places the organism in Eukaryota, Metazoa, Chordata, Actinopteri, Salmoniformes, Salmonidae. The record is from RefSeq and is a predicted model, not a curated record. Gene Ontology annotation, molecular function: isocitrate dehydrogenase (NADP+) activity; NAD binding; magnesium ion binding. Gene Ontology annotation, cellular component: peroxisome; mitochondrion; cytosol. Gene Ontology annotation, biological process: isocitrate metabolic process.
AACGUUGCACUCUGAAACGAAGCCCCCCCACGCAAUAGCAACGACACGGACGGAAUAAUUGUAUUUCCUAAAUGUGAAGAAACCAACAAGGCUCCUAACAGAUUAGGCUCCUUCGUUUACCGGAGAGGACAUGCUCUGUGUCCCAGAGCGGCUACGGUUUGGAGGUUCCAGGAUGUCUCAGAAGAUCAAGGCAGGGUCGGUGGUGGAGAUGCAGGGGGAUGAGAUGACCAGAGUCAUCUGGGAGCUCAUUAAAGAAAAGCUCAUCUUCCCCUACCUGGAGAUGGACCUGCACAGCUACGACCUAGGCAUGGAGAACCGCGACGCCACGGACGACAAGGUGACCGUUGAGGCGGCAGAGGCGACGCGACGAUACAACGUGGGCAUUAAGUGUGCCACCAUCACGCCGGACGAGAACCGGGUGAAGGAGUUCAAGUUGAAGCAGAUGUGGCGCUCACCCAACGGAACCAUCCGUAACAUCCUGGGAGGCACCGUGUUCAGGGAGGCCAUCAUCUGUAAGAACAUCCCUCGCCUGGUGCCCGGCUGGGUCAAACCCAUCAUCAUCGGCAGGCACGCCCAUGGAGACCAGUACAAAGCCACAGACUUUGUAGUCCCGGGGCCUGGGAGAUUGGAGAUGAAAUUCACACCCAAGACUGGGGAGCCAAUGAACUUUGUCGUCCAUGACUUUGAAGGUUCAGGUGGUGUGGCUCUGGGGAUGUACAACACAGACAGCUCCAUCAGGGACUUUGCCCACAGCUCCUUCCAGAUGGGCCUGGUUAAAGGCUGGCCUUUGUACCUCAGCACCAAGAACACCAUCCUCAAGAAGUACGACGGACGCUUCAAAGAUAUCUUUCAGGAGAUCUACGAGAAGGAGUACCGCUCUAAGUUUGAGCAGAAGGGGAUCUGGUAUGAGCAUCGUCUGAUUGAUGACAUGGUGGCUCAGGCCAUGAAGUCUGAUGGAGGAUUCAUCUGGGCCUGCAAGAAUUAUGACGGAGACGUUCAGUCUGACUCUGUAGCACAAGGCUAUGGGUCCCUGGGUAUGAUGACCAGUGUGCUCAUCUGUCCUGACGGUCGUACAGUGGAGUCAGAGGCUGCCCACGGCACAGUUACACGCCACUACAGACAGCACCAGCAGGGCAAGGAGACCUCCACCAACCCCAUUGCGUCCAUCUUUGCGUGGUCGCGGGGGCUGCUGCACCGGGCGAAGCUGGAUGACAACGCAGAGCUGCGUGUGUUUGCUGAGGCCCUGGAGGUUGUCUGCAUUGAGACAAUCGAGGCUGGUUUCAUGACCAAGGAUCUGGCUAUCUGUGUCAAAGGCAUGGCAGAUACCAAACGCUCAGACUACCUGAACACCUUUGAAUUCUUGGAUAAGCUGUCAGAGAACCUGAAGAUCAAGAUGUCCAACCAACCCAAACUGUGAUCUCCUCAUCUCCCAAUCACACACACUGUUGAUACCCGGACUAUGGGCCCCAAGCCAAUACUGAACCACUGACUGAUGAUUGUCAUGAUUUAAGAAAUCUGCGAGUUAAGUGUGAGUAUCCAAGUUAGGAUUCCGCCAAGUAGGAUCUUAUGACUGUCAAUACCAUCACAUACAGAGGGCUCCAGAAAUCAGACUGGACACAGAAAGAGUCAGUGAUAUAUUUUGCGAUAAUUGCACGAUGGUUUUUUUAAUGAUGAUGUGUGUGUUUUUAAGUGUUGUCUGUCAGUGAUCAGUACUAGGGGAUUGUCCUGCCGGAGUUUGUCCGAGGGUGGUCUUAACCUUGUUGCCUUAUUUGUUUUAUGUCAAGUAAUCGAUCUCAGUCUGUCACACAUAAUAUAUUCCAUGACAACCACCGUAGUAGACAAAAGCCUGCUUGAUUUUUGAUUAUGUUGACGGUGUCUUUGAUUCACAUAAAGGUAUUAGCAUCACUUACUCCUUAUGGAUGGUUGUGGAAGGGGUUGUUGUGAGCCUGCUGGUUGUCUUUGUGUGUAUAAUCCAUAGCUUAACACUUUACCCCUCAAAUACAGAAACCAGUGUCAAUGUACAUCUGCCAGUAAGCACAUAGUAUCAGGGGUUGUAGGUUUGUACUCAACGGUGUGUGUGGUUAGAAUAUCAACUCAAUAAAUGUUUUUAUUUUAA